Molecule: messenger RNA, 432 nt
Organism: Lodderomyces jiufengensis
Lineage: Eukaryota; Fungi; Ascomycota; Pichiomycetes; Serinales; Debaryomycetaceae
Gene: HIT1
Product: Hit1p
Exons: 1
Coding region: 1-432 (143 amino acids)
Source: RefSeq, a predicted model, not a curated record
AUGUUAUGUCAAAUAUGUAAUGAUCAAGAAAGUAAAUAUAAGUGUCCAAAGUGUAAAAUUGUUUAUUGUUCAAUUAAAUGUUAUAAAUCAGAAUUACAUAAACAUGAAGAGGUUGAAGAACAGAACAUAAGAGAAAAACCACCGUUAGAAAAUUUAGAAGAAAAACCACAAGAAUCAUUAGAAGAAACAAAAUUUGAUAAAAUACUAAAAGAUCAACAAAUUCAAUAUUUACUAAAACAACCAUCACUACAGUUCCAUCUCCUAUCAAUUUUAACUAUAAUCAAAGACGGGUUCAUUAACAAUCUUAAUUAUGAUCAAAAGUUAGAAGUCAUGAAUAUAAAAUUGAAUGACUUGAGGACAGGUGGAGUAGAAGAAAAUGAAUUAGUUGAAGAAUUUGUACAAAGAGUAUUGGAACUAAAUGAAUCACUAUGA